Messenger RNA from [Torrubiella] hemipterigena, 2217 nucleotides. The record is from the annotation of a GenBank genome assembly. Lineage: Eukaryota; Fungi; Ascomycota; Sordariomycetes; Hypocreales; Clavicipitaceae.
CUGGACUGGUGCGCAGUAAGAAAAAAAAGGAAAUUUGAGUGAAGCACAGUUUUUAUUGUUUCCCUUUUUUUAUUUUUUACAAUAAUUCUUUAUUCACUAAUUAAUUAUUCCAUUCUGCUCCAGUAACAACAGCAGCUACUGCUUUUGUUUGUUCUGACCGUUAACGGCCAUCGUGAAAGUCACGUUUUGUCUCACCUCUCUGCCGGCGCCCGUCCGUGAACCUCCACCACCAAAAACACCACCUACUCUGCUCCUCAUCCCACCAUCACCAUCGCACUCCCCGCCCGCAACAAAUUAACACUCCAUACUCUCAACACGUCGAUCUACCACCGUCAGAAACACAGCAGCAAAACUACCACAUCCAGAGAACCCGCACAGCACAGUCCAGCCAUGGCUUCAGCUCGCGCCGCACAGGCCGACCGCUUGAACAGCUCGCCCAUGGACGACCAAGACGAUGCACCCACCGCUCCCGCCACACCCAGAGACUCUGGUCCCAACGAUAUUCCCCUCUCACAAGUCACCAUGCCUUCCACAGAACCCCCUGGAUCGCCGCUUCACCCCAAUUCCUCCUUCAAGACCGAGUACAACGACGACAGACCUUCCGCGACCGUUAUCCCAUCUUCCAUGACGCCGCCGCCGUCCACACAAGCAGACACUGCUGCUGUCGCUGCUACCAGCGCUGCAGCUCGUCGCGGAGUCUUUACGCAACCUUCACAACACUCGACGCUCUGCUCGCCGCCAGCCACAGUACCAAACACGGCGCGCAUAAGAGACGCUGCAUCCGAGUUUGUCACACCCACCGCCCAGCAGAUUGACGACGCUUCGGCCGAUGAGCUGCGCACGUUGCUGCACGCCUGCACCGCCGAGAACCAGCGACUCAAGAUGGAGACGGCGCACCACAAGUUGCAGUUCAACUUGUUUAGGAUGCAAGCUGAGGAAGAGUCCAUGCGCGCCGCCGUCGAGCACGACAUGGUCCGUCGCGAAGUCGAUGCUCUGCGCAUGGCUGAACACUCUCGCCAAGCUCGUCGCGAAUUGAGCUCCUCGUCAGAUUCCAUGCAGUCCAAGUAUCUGCAAAUCAAGGUCUGGUACGACGGCGCCAUGGACGACAACGAGCUCCUACAGCGCCGCCUAAAGGUGGCCAAAAAGGUCAUCCAGCAAAAGGAGGAAGAGACUAUUAGCCUGACGGAAGAGAGAGAUAUGCUGCUCAACCGCAUCCGGGAAAACAGAGAGCAUUUCCACAUGCUCUGUAGCCCUGGCGGCAUCUUCCACGCUGCCAUUGCCCCUCGAAACCAGAACCUGGCUACCCCGGCUCAGGUUCACCGAGCAUCUAGCAGCCAGCAGUCACAGCAGAGGCUAGCGCGCGACGGCCCAAGAGAAGAGAACCAGCAUGGUCUAUCGGCUCUGCUCCAGGCUAUGAGCCAGGACAGUCACGGCCACUCGCAAUCUGCCAGCCAGGCGGUCGUCAACAGCACACCUACAACCCCGACACAGCUUCAGCAGCACCAGCAGCUCGGCUCUGGACGUCGCCUAAGCAAGCACAGCCGCAACGCGCAGUCCAUGUCUUCGCUGCCUACUACGCCUACACACCGCGCUCGGGGCGAGCACGCCGCCCUGCUCCCAUCUGUAGACCUCGUGCCUCAGACGGAGCCGCGCAUGCGAUAUGCAGACCGUUAUUUCGAAGCGUCCGCGUCUUCUAGAUCGCACAUGCGCCGCAAGAGCCGCGAAAGCACCAUUUCCGCAGAAGACACAGACGAUGCACCAUACGGCAGCCAAGCUAGCCAAGCUGCCGCGCAGAUGCUCCGCCUGCAUCCCGGCAAGAGCUUCGACGGGCCACCUUCACACGACAACGCGGAUGGCCGUAUCCAAGCAAAGCUGUCCAACAUUGGCCGGGGCGAUAAGCGCAAGUUUAGCAGCAGCGACGAGCACGAGAGUGGCUCACCAAAGAGAGUGAGAACAGAGGAGGUUGGCCUGGGCAUACAGUACCAGCGAUGAAAGAAGGGAGUGAGUGGGACCUUAUGUGUGUGCCCUAGAUUUUGGUUGAUUUCUUCCAUGUAAAACUUUUUUGAACAUGACGACUCAUGAACAUGAACUGUAACUUAUUGAAUGGCAUACGAAAACUAUGGGAUGACGGCGUUUGGGGGGGGGGAUUUUAGGUAGCGUGCAAAAACAAAAGCACAGCACAACAUGUAAUGACGACUGUUUUGUCUCUUUUCGCGC